AAGAAAAAUGAAAGUUCACACAGUGACUGCUGUGAUGGGGAUCCAACCUGCCGCCUUGCUGGUCAUCAGUUCAAUUAUUUGACCAGCAGAGAAGAUCCCCUAACCCCUCUCCCCGCAGCUGAUCUGCAGGGAUCCCUUGAGGAGAGGUGUGUGUAUACAAGCCUGCCUGCAUGAGAGAGCCUGGGGGAGGCACACCUGCCACGGCCAGCGGCCCCUGGAUGGUUGGCCGAAGGUGCAUGUGGUCCUGGAGCCCAAAAAUGUCAACCCCCCCUCCCCUGCAAUGAGAUGAAAGUCCCAUUGAACAAAGGCAGACUUACUUCAGAGUAAAUGCACGGGAGGAUCAACCCGCUUGCCUCACUUUCCUGAGAGUACUGAUGCGCAGGAGCCCUCCAAACUGCCAACAUCCAUUGCAGGAUUCCUACCCAACUGAGGGAAUGAAAUAACUGGUAGCCGUACACAUUAUUCCUUCGACGCACAUUCUUUGCCCUCGAAGAAUUCUGGGCGCUGCAGUUCCCCCCUGGACUCAGAGAGUUACAACCCCCAGCAACCAGUAGCAAAUGACAGCGCUCAGAAUUCUUCGAGGGAAAAGAAUGUGCCUCGACUUUUGCUUUAAACGUAUAGCAUCCGUGUAGUCUUACAAAAGUGUCACAGUGCUCAAGCGUGGUGAAACGCAGCGGGAGAAUUAGGAUUUCCUGUUAAAUGAGCAAAAGAAGGCAAACCCGGGUUUGUUGCCGGCCGUGGGAUUUGCUGUCGAGCAAAGGCCCAGAUGGCCAAAUUCCAAGGCACCGACCCCGCCGCCACGAGAACAGGGCCGCCGCGCCCCUCGGGCAGUGCGCAAAGCCGUCCGCCUUGCGCGCCGUCGGGCCGCCUUCCCUUGUGUCCCUUGGGCGCCUCCCGGCUGCGUUCCUUCUGCCGAGGCGGGGAAAGACCUGGCAUUCGGGCACCUCCCCGCGGAUGACACCUCCCGGCUCCUGCCCUGGGCCAGGCCCCUCCCUCGGCCACCCCUCUCGGCAAAGCCCCGUCGGUCUGCGGCGCCCCCGGCAUUCUCAAGAGAGGCUGCUCGGGCAAGCUGCGUCUCCGCCCGUCCCUUUAAGGCACAGCAGCUACAAGGGAGUGCCGGCUGCCCAGGUGCGCAGCGAGCGGCAGGAGGAGGAGGCACAAAAGCGCAUCAUCCCCGCCGGGAGUCACUCUCUGCUUCGGGGGGGGGCUGGGAGGGAAAAGGCGCUUGCAUCUCUCCGCGGGAGGGAGCAUUAAGUGAUACCCGAAAGCGCACCCCGUCGGCUGCUCAGGAGGACACUAGCUGAGCACCAGCUCCGGGGCAGCCCAGUCUUCGGCGCGGCUGUCUCCUCUCCGGCGCCCAAAUCCUACUCUGCCCGAACUUGGGUGGCUCUCUGGGCGGUGGGGCCUCGAUCCCAGUCUCCCGACUGCCGGCGCCGCGUUGUUUCAAGGCAGCGCCGCUCGGUUCCAACCGCACGUCCAAGGCAAGCUCUGAUCACCGACGCCACCCGCGGUAACAGCGGCCCGCUCCGUUCCAAGGGCGCCAGACGCCGCCGGUCCAACCUACCCUAAGUCACCUCUCCAAGGAUCGCUCUCUAGCCUUGCCCGCGAGUUUCCCGGCCUCGGCACCUGAGCCCUUCGGACUCCGAAGCCGCCUGGACCUCUGAUCGCCCGCAGCCACCGAGGGAGCCUUGGAGACCCUCCGUCGGAAGGCAGCCGCGAGCAGCGAGGCUGGCGCGUCCGCAUCGCCAAGGCUGCCCGUCGCUUCCUUGGGACCUGCUGCCCCGCCGUCGGUGGCAGGGCCAGAGCCUGGGAUGACAGCCGAGAGCCCCCAGCCGUCGACGUGCGCCGCGGGCCAGGCCGACUCCGAAGGCGGCUCGGCGUCCAGGCUCGCCGCUCUCGUUAAGGUGGAGCCGUCGGCGCACGGGGAGGCUUUGGAGCCGGAGCCGUCGGAAGAAGAAGCGGCGGCGGCGGCGGCGGCAGGGGGAGGAGGCCCGCGUCCCGGCGGCCGUCGCAGGAAGCGCCCGGUGCAGCGUGGCAAGCCCCCGUACAGCUACAUCGCGCUCAUCGCCAUGGCCAUCGCGCACGCCCCGGAGAGGCGCCUGACGCUGGGCGGCAUCUACCGCUUCAUCACCGAGCGCUUCCCCUUCUACCGCGACGGGCCGCGCAAGUGGCAGAACAGCAUCCGCCACAACCUGACGCUCAACGACUGCUUCGUCAAGGUGCCCCGCGAGCCCGGGCGGCCGGGCAAAGGCAGCUACUGGGCGCUCGACCCGCACGCCCGGGACAUGUUCGAGAGCGGCAGCUUCUUGCGGCGCAGGAAGCGCUUCAAGCGCAGCGACUUGUCCACCUACCCGGCCUACAUACACGAGGCGCAGGCCCAGCCCGUCGGGCCGGCCCUCAACGCGCCCUACGCGGCCCCCGCCGCCCUCUGCUACCCGUCGCAGCCGCCCCUCUUCAGCCUGGGCCCGCUCAUGGCGCAGCCCAGCCCGGAGCUGGCCCACCAGCAGCACAGCCCCGACGUCACCCCUUCCCCUGCCAACGCCUGCUCCUUCGCGGGCACCGCCGCCUACCCCAGCCAGGGCUGCGCGGCGGGGCCUGGCCUGCACAGGCCCCACAACGCCAUGCCUUACUCCUACCCGCUCCCCAGCACCCAGCAGCUGCAGGUGAACCAAGGCACCUACUCCCAGAGUGGUGGCAGUGGUGGCGGCCACCUGUUUGGGGCCUCUGCCCGCCUAGGGAUGCCCACCUCGCCCACCCUGGGGAACGACGCUAUGGAUUUCUAUGGCAGGAUGUCUCCCAGCUCCUACGGUUCUUUGGCUCACGGCUACAACGCCGGCGGGCAGCUUGGUAGUCCGGGGGCCUACCUGCGCCAUGCGGCCUAUUCCAGCAACAUGGAGAGGUUUGUUUCUGCCAUCUGAAUCCGAGAAGGGACUUGGUUUGGC
This is a messenger RNA of Podarcis raffonei (Aeolian wall lizard), 2942 nucleotides long. It is a transcript of the gene FOXE1, whose product is annotated as forkhead box E1. NCBI's taxonomy places the organism in Eukaryota, Metazoa, Chordata, Lepidosauria, Squamata, Lacertidae. The record is from RefSeq and is a predicted model, not a curated record. Gene Ontology annotation, biological process: cell differentiation; regulation of transcription by RNA polymerase II; anatomical structure morphogenesis. Gene Ontology annotation, molecular function: DNA-binding transcription factor activity, RNA polymerase II-specific; RNA polymerase II cis-regulatory region sequence-specific DNA binding. The coding region runs from base 1812 to 2918 and encodes 368 amino acids. The transcript has a single exon.